This is a messenger RNA of Malaclemys terrapin pileata, 2754 nucleotides long. It is a transcript of the gene CCNE2, whose product is annotated as cyclin E2. NCBI's taxonomy places the organism in Eukaryota, Metazoa, Chordata, Testudines, Emydidae. Gene Ontology annotation, cellular component: nucleus; cytoplasm; cyclin E2-CDK2 complex. The transcript is spliced from 12 exons. Gene Ontology annotation, molecular function: cyclin-dependent protein serine/threonine kinase regulator activity. The coding region runs from base 118 to 1377 and encodes 419 amino acids. The record is from RefSeq and is a predicted model, not a curated record. Gene Ontology annotation, biological process: regulation of cyclin-dependent protein serine/threonine kinase activity; G1/S transition of mitotic cell cycle.
ACCUCUCUGGAAUUAUGGGGUUUCCUGCACUUUUUUCUGGACUAGUGGUACUGGUCCUUGUCAGAGAUGGGCUCAUGACUAGCUGGAUCACUGCUCUGACCCAAUAUCAUCAUUCCUAUGAACAGGAAGGGAUUCUACAACCCAAGGAAGAUGUCAAGACGCAGUAGUCGCUUGCAAGCCAAGCAGCAGCUGCUGCCGCCACCCCCAUCCCCCUGUCAGGAAGAGUCUCCACAAGAGCUGCAGGCACCAGAGCCUCUCCAGACCAAGAAAAGGAGAGCAACAGAGGAUAUCAAGAAAGGAGAAGAUGAAAAGGUCAUUAAAAGACAUCAGUAUGAGAUUAAGAGUUGUUGGCCACCCACAAUAUCAGGAGGCAUCUCCCCCUGCAUAAUUAUUGAAACACCCCACAAGGAAAUGGCAGCUACUGACUUUUCCAGAUUCAAGAAAUACAGGUUCAGAAACCUCUUCAUAAAUCCAUCACCUUUGCCUGAACUUAGCUGGGGAAAUUCUAAAGAUGUCUGGCUCAAUAUCCUGAAGAAGGAGAACAAAUAUGCUCACUGCAAACAUUUUACAUCGCUACAUUCUAACUUGCAACCACACAUGAGAUCAAUACUCCUGGACUGGCUCUUGGAGGUAUGUGAAGUGUAUAUGCUUCACAGAGAAACCUUCUACCUAGCUCAAGAUUUUUUUGAUAGAUUCAUGUUGACACAAAAGAAUAUUAAUAAAAAUAUGCUUCAGCUAAUAGGGAUUACCUCAUUAUUCAUUGCCUCCAAACUUGAGGAGAUAUAUGCUCCUAAACUACAAGAGUUUGCCUAUGUCACAGAUGGUGCUUGUAGCGAAGAUGAUAUUAUAAGAAUGGAGCUCAUUGUAUUAAAGGCUUUAAAAUGGGAACUGUGCCCAGUGACAAUCAUCUCCUGGCUCAAUCUUUAUCUCCAAGUGGAUGCUUUGAAAGAUGUUCCAAAAGUGCUGCUACCUCAGUAUUCUCAGGAAAAAUUCAUUCAAAUAGCACAGCUUUUAGACCUAUGUAUUCUAGAUGUCAGUUCUCUGGACUUCCAGUAUAGGACACUGGCUGCUGCUGCACUCUGCCACUAUACCUCAGCUGAGGUAGUCAAAAAAGCUUCAGGUUUAGAUUGGAACAGCAUUUCAGAAUGUGUAGCGUGGAUGGAUCCUUUUGUUAGGGUGGCAAGAAAAGCCCCUGUGAAAUUGAAGAGUUUUAAGAAAGUUGCAGUGGAAGACAGACAUAAUAUCCAAACCCACACAAACUACUUGGACAUGCUGGAUGAAGUGAAUUGUGGAGUAGCUCUAACAGCACCAGGACAGUUAUCUCCAGGAUGUAUAGGAGGAAUAAUAACACCACCCAAAAGCACAGAGAAAAAGUGAAAAUAUGGAAACCACUGACAAGACGUAUGCAAUGAACACUCUUGGUAGAAACUCCAAAGCAGGACACUGCUUCAGUACAGAGCUACCCUAAAGCAGAGACUCAAUCUAAUCCUUGAACACUUACUGCUAUACAGGAUGUUGAGGCAGAAAAAGACAUGUCAAACUGAAUAAUGGAUAGCUUGGCCUUGUGCAGACUUCAGAAUUGUUACACAACACCUAUCCCUCCCUAGGUUAUGGAGGGGGUUAUGAUAGAUCAUUUGGUCCCUUCUGCUUUUAAUCUCUGCUAUAGUAGGAAUAUUAAUUUAACUGGAAAAAAUUCAUAAUUUAAAGACUAUUUUGAGAACUUGUUUUAAAACAAAUCUUGUUGGAUAGGAUAGCAGUCAUUAACAAAGCAGAGCCAUACACCAUUUUUUGUUGGAUGGCAGGAGAAACAAAGCUAUGUAUUGCUCCUUAAAGCAACAGUGUGUACAAAUUCCCUAAUACCAUAGUGACUAUUUUCUUGGUAUGGUCACCUUUUAAAUCUGAGUUCAACUAAAACAAAAGCAGCCCACAAACUGAUGUCACCUGUACCCAUGCCACUUAUUCCUGGUUUGUGUGGUACUUGCAAUAUCUAAAGUUGAAGGCUAUGUUUGAGUUGGAAAUUUAAUCUGACUGCACUUAAGCAAAGCUGCUAUCUACCUUGAUGUUGGUGCAAGGGGGAUGAACUUCUAAGGCCAAAAUAGCAUCUUUAGAGGGGUAGGGCUAGAUUAAAUCCUCAGUCUAGACAAGGCCUAAAGUAAAGUGACAGAUUGCUUUGGGGGGAGGGCUGCUGAAGAGGUGCUAACCUGAACUUGUUUUAAGUGCUAAAUUUGACCUCAGGUAAAAAACAAUUUGCUGCUGAAGUAAUUUAACUGGAAAAGUAAUUGAAGGGAAAAUAGUCUACUACAUAUUAAGAUCUAGACAUGGCCCCUUUUAAAUGUAGAGCUCUUAGCAAGAGUACACCUUGACUUCAAGAAGUCUACAGCCACUUAAAGUGGAAGCAGUAUUUUAAUACCCCAUACCGUACAGGUAUCAAUGUUUAAAACAGCAUUAGCCACCACUCUAUUCACUACCUCUGCUCCUGCUAUGAGUAGCUGCUCCAGCAAGGAGCAUCUUUUUGAACAAUGGAGGAAUUACAUGCUUCAGUAAGGUAAAGUAUACAUUUUUAUAGAACUCAAAGCAAGACUUUUGCUGGCAAUGUCUGAGCUGUGCUUAUUCUGAGCACACACCAUCACAAUUAAGCCUCUAAUGUACAUAUUCUUAAUAAACUGUAUUAAACUCAGCAUUCUCUACUAGUUUAACUUAGCUGAAGCUUGAACUCAUUGCUUCAAAUUGAUUUUUUUUUAAAAAAAGCAUUAC